GGAAUAUUUAGUAGAUUUGCUUGGAAAUCCUGGUUUUCUAUGUGAGCCCAAUUCAUUGAUAAAUGGGCCAUACUCCAUCACAAUUUUGUCACCUUUGCGCCCUCCAAAUUUGAAGUCAGGUGAUAUAGCUAAGAAUUUCAAAUCUUUGGCCAAGCAAUAUUUUGUGGAUUGCCGGUCUCUGAACCUGAUGUUUACUGAUGCUUCAACAGAUGCAACUUCUUCUCCUGCUGCCACAAGCAAACCAGAGCUUUUCGAAGUCCCACAGCGUUAUGUAGAAAGGGUCACUCCUGCAGAUGGCCAACAUGAGGCUUCUCAAGUGGCCAUAGAAUCAACUCAACUCAAACUUAUUCCGCAAGAUGAGCAGAAGGAUGCCUUACAAAAUUUAGCCUUCCAUGAUUUAAAAGCUAACAUAACUAAGUCCAAGAGUAGUGUACCUCUUGUCACGGAUGAUUUGACGGUUCCAUGGGGUGAUUUGGUCCUAAAAGAAAGAAUCGGAGCAGGUUCUUUUGGGACAGUUCAUCGCGCUGAAUGGCAUGGUUCGGAAGUAGCUGUCAAGAUUCUUAUGGAACAAGACUUCCAUCCUGAGAAGCUUAAAGAAUUUCUAAGAGAGGUUUCCAUAAUGAAAAGCUUGCGGCAUCCCAAUAUAGUGCUUUUCAUGGGUGCUGUUACUGAACCUCCUCAUCUAUCCAUUGUUACUGAGUAUUUAUCAAGAGGGAGCUUAUAUAGCCUUUUGCAUAAGCCGGGUAUGAAAGAAGUAUUAGAUGAGAGGCGUCGAUUAAAUAUGGCUUUUGAUGUGGCAAAGGGUAUGAACUAUCUUCAUAAGCGCAAUCCACCAAUUGUCCAUCGGGAUUUGAAGUCGCCAAAUCUUUUGGUUGACAAGAAGUACACGGUGAAAGUUUGUGAUUUUGGCCUUUCAAGGUUGAAGGCAAGCACAUAUCUUUCUUCGAAAUCUCUUGCCGGGACUCCGGAGUGGAUGGCACCGGAAGUUCUUCGCGAUGAACCUUCUAAUGAGAAGUCUGACGUGUACAGCUUCGGUGUGAUCUUAUGGGAGCUUAUGACCUUGCAACAACCAUGGAGUAAUUUAAAUCCUGCGCAGGUGGUGGCGGCUGUCGGCUUCAAGAGUAGAAGGCUUGAUGUUCCAACUGAUAUGAACCCAGUUGUGGCUUCAAUUAUCGAGUCUUGCUGGGCCAGUGAGCCCUGGAAAAGACCUUCCUUCUCCAGUGUAAUGGCGUCACUGAGGCAACUGCUGAAACCUCGGCCCUCCCAAGCAGUACAGACUGAUCAGCUGUUAUGAAUCAGCUGGUAUUAUUUUCAGAUCUUCUCUAAAAAUAAUUUCUAAGUUCCAGCAGAAUUAGAAGCUUCCAGUAGCUGCUGAACGAUGGAAUCGAUAUAUUCAUCCCUAUCAAAUAUUAUUUGUGAUAACCUAUUACAUGUUUUUGUAUAUUAAUUUUAUAAGCUUGUAAUUAAGCCAAUGCAAUCGUAGUAGAGGUUUAGGCUCAAUAAUUAACUUAAUCCUCCUACUAACCAUUGUAACCUCCUUUAAGGUUUCUUUGAUGCACAAGCCUUCCAUGCUGGAGAAAUUCAUGUUGUAUUUUAUUUUAGGGAAAUUUGCAUACUUGCCACAUAAUUUAUGUGUAUUUACAGUUCUAACCCCAAAUUUUACUGUUCGUAUCAUUA
This is a messenger RNA of Phalaenopsis equestris, 1677 nucleotides long. Its product is annotated as serine/threonine-protein kinase CTR1-like. Gene Ontology annotation, biological process: protein phosphorylation. NCBI's taxonomy places the organism in Eukaryota, Viridiplantae, Streptophyta, Magnoliopsida, Asparagales, Orchidaceae. Gene Ontology annotation, molecular function: protein kinase activity; ATP binding. The record is from RefSeq and is a predicted model, not a curated record.